Molecule: messenger RNA, 5649 nt
Organism: Mobula hypostoma (lesser devil ray)
Lineage: Eukaryota; Metazoa; Chordata; Chondrichthyes; Myliobatiformes; Myliobatidae
Product: P2Y purinoceptor 4-like
Exons: 3
Coding region: 1288-2421 (377 amino acids)
Biological process (GO): G protein-coupled receptor signaling pathway; transepithelial chloride transport
Cellular component (GO): plasma membrane
Molecular function (GO): G protein-coupled UTP receptor activity; G protein-coupled purinergic nucleotide receptor activity
Source: RefSeq, a predicted model, not a curated record
AAAUGUGCUGUGGCAGUAGGCAAACUGCAGCAGGUCUAGGCUCUCGCUUGGGCAGGAGCUAAUUCUAGUUGUAACCAACCUGUCAAAGUACUUCAUUGCAGUAGACACUACUGGGCAAGAGUCAUUGAGGCAGCUCACCCAGCUCUUUUUAGACACAGUAUAAAUGCUUUGCAGCAGGGUGUCAACCUGAGACUGCUGCAGUCUGAGGUUGGAGAUGUCCAUGAACUCUCCAGCCUGUUGGUCAGCGCAAGUUAAGAAUCUCCAAAAGUACAGAAUUUUCCGCAGCAAUGCUGUAGGUAAACUUUGCAUAUGAAAUGACUUCAUUGUGUUCAUGUCUGACAGGGAAACAGAUUAUCCGUGCAAGUUUAACUAUUACAGUUAUGCUCCACUUGAGACAAAAAUUGAUUUUCUUACACAUAUUGCUGAAAGAAAUAUUUUAUUGAAUUGAAUUUCCAGACUUCUCCAAGCAAUUCUCUACCUCCCCCACAUUUUCCUUUGUUAUAAAUGGGAUUAUGCAUUUUGCUUUGAAUUGAUAUUUCUGUAUUGAGGUUGACUCUUGUGCGAGACUUCAUAUGAUUCAUGUUGUAAUUUCUAAAUCUCAGCGUGUGAUUGGAGGAGUCAUUGCCCAGCCUCAGAGUGAACUUGCAUAAUAAAACUUUAGAAGCAGCCCAGCCUACAAAUUCAGUUUUAAAAGGGCUUUUUCCUUCUUCCUCUGAAUUACUUGGCUGGAAUUCAACAGCCUCAUAUCAACUAGCAAUCGCAAUUCACUAGUUCCUUAUUUUACAAGUUUGGAAAUAGGUCCUGCUGGUUUCAAAAUGAUUUGGACAACACACUUUAAGUUCACUCUGCAGUGAGACUCUAUGAAUUAAUUAACAGCUGAUGAACCUACAAGCCUUAAUUGCUUCUAAUUCAAUGUGGAUGACGUUUCUGUUUUCUGGAAUAACAGCAUUUUCAGUGAAAGCUUCAAGGAUUCAUGAUAAUAGUCACUUCUCAUAUCAGGGAACAAAUCUGGCUGAUGCCACCUGACCUCAGAGUUCCUCCAGUAUUUUGUGCACUGUAUGUCAUUGUCUCAUACUAGGGUACAGUGCUGGUGGAUAAAUUCUUCAUGAAAUCACCUGGGGCACAGUGCUGGCAAGAAGAGGUUUGUCACUACGUAACAAUGGUGUAAAGAACUGGAGAGUGCAGUUUCUGAAUGUUCAACAUGGAGUAUGGUGCUGAUGGGAAAGCCCUUUGCUGUAGAAAACUGGGGUGUGAUACUGGUUUGUCUUAAGCCUUGGAGAAUUUUGAAUGGCAAUAAGAAUACCACUGAACUAUCAUCCGAGCUUGACUGCAUCAACAUCCGCGAAUAGCACAUAUUCUGAAUAUGUGCCCUUGCAGUCUACUCCUGCUAACAGCACUGACUUUGGUGGUGAAAAUGGCAGCUGCUAUUUUGAGGAGGACUUCAAAUACAUCUUAUUGCCUGUGUCAUAUGGAAUAGUGUGUGUGGUGGGCCUAAUUCUUAAUACCACAGCACUUUGGAUGCUUGUUUGUAAAAUGAGGCCAUGGACUGCCAAUAUAAUCUUUAUGUUUAACUUGGCCAUUUCAGACAUUCUUUAUGUGUUAUCUCUGCCACUCCUUACAUAUUACUAUGCCAAUCGUAAUGACUGGCCAUUCGGUGUCCUCCUUUGUAAAUUGACCCGCUUCCUCUUUUAUGCCAACCUGUACUCCAGCAUCCUCUUUCUUACCUGCAUCAGUGUCCACAGGUACUUGGGUGUGUGCUACCCUAUUCAAUCGCUUAGGUGGAUAAAUGUGAAUCGUGCCUGGAUUGUGUGCAUCCUGGUUUGGACAUCCAUCAUAAUCUGCCUUAUUCCCAAUUUAAUCUUUGUCACAACAAGCAGGCGGGGCAAAAGCACACUCUGCCAUGACACAACCCUCAGGGAGGAAUUCCCACAGUAUGUUUUCUACAGUUCUGCUGUCAUGGUGAUCCUUUUUGUCAUUCCCUUCUUCAUCAUUACCUUCUGUUACAGUGUAAUGACCAGAAGACUUAGCAAAACACACAUAUCUGGUUUCAGGCCAACCCCAUCCAAAGUCAAAAACAAAGCCAUUAAAAUUAUCCUCAUUGUGUUGCUUGUCUUUUUCCUAUGUUUUGUACCUUUCCACAUCACAAGGACAAUGUAUUAUACCUUUAGGAUACUCAAGAAGAAUUGCAAAGCACUUAAUAUUGUGAACUUCACAUACAAGAUCACAAGACCCCUGGCCAGCAUCAACAGCUGCAUUGACCCUAUUUUGUAUUUCCUAGCUGGGGACAACUAUCGAGGGAAAUUUAUGCAUGCCACAUGGAGAAGAAAGGCUUGUGUUCAAAUGUCAGUACCAAGCACAAUAAGUGGGCACAAAAUGAGCAAGCAAUCAGUCUCUGCCUGUUCAGUGACCCUGGAUCAGUGAUGUGAUUGAGUCAAAGAGUCAAGGGUUUCCAUUUGGUUCUAAUGCAGGGUUUUGAUCUGAAACACUGACAGUUCUUUUCCUUCCACCAAUGUUGCUCGACCCACAGAAUUCCUCCAAAUUUUUUAUUCCAGAUUUCGGCGUCUGCAGUCUCCUGCUUCUCUUACAUUUUUAGGUCAAUGACUAAGUUGGAUGGAAUCAGAUAGAUGGUCCAGAACCUCUCCCAAUCCAUCAAAAUAGGUUUUGAGCAGAACUGAUGUCCACAUUCAAAGAUUCAAAUUACGUUUAUUAUCAAAGAAUGUAUAAAUUAUACAACCUUCAGAUUUGUUUGCUAGCAGAUAGCCACAAAGCAAGAAACCCAAAAGAACCCCAUGAAAGAUUAUAAAAAACCAACACCUGGUGUGCAAGAGAAAGAAAAAAACACAAAUCAUGCAAACAGUUGAAGCGAACAGCAACACUUCAAAUCAAAUUAAGUCCUCAGAUCCUAACCCUGGAGCACCUGGAUGUGGUAAACCAUAUAUAUAUGUUGUAACUGGGUUAACUGUCUGGACACACCCCUCUGCUGACUGCCCCUGUGGCUCCUCCCACAGAGUCCUCUAUAAAGGUGUUCGCCUUGCCCCUCCCCCUCAGUCCGGGGGCAGACACUCACCGUGGAGGUCGUAUUGUACAGUGAAUAAAAGCCUUUCAGUAUUUUACCAAACCUCAGUCUUUUGGAGUUAUUGAAGGUGCUUCACUGGACUGGGCCAAAAGCCUCGCUUACUAGUUCACCAUAUUAGCGGGCACUGAGCAUAGCACCCGGGGCAGUCUUCACGGCUCAGAAAAGAGUGACUGUCGCAGAGAGUGAGCGAAAUCAGAUCCCGACACCCUCUCUUUUCAGUCUAUUUGGCCCAGUGUCUAAAUUGACCAAGGAAUGGAACAGUGAAAGGUUCUGCCAUCCUGAAGAAAGGAGUGAAAUCAGCUCUUGCCUCUGAUCUGGGCUGGCAUUUAAAUUGUUUAAACAGCAGACCAUACCUUGGGCUAGGACCCGGCUACUGCGAAGGGCUUGAGGCCUAGACCACACGACCCAGUGACACACUCUCAAGUUCUUUAAGUCAGCUCAGCACCCAGAGCAAUCCAACCUUGCACUCGGUCCAGUUCUACAGCCAGCAAAUCUCCUCUGCCCCAUCUACUCCUUUUGGCACCCAGAGCAAUCCAACCUUGCACCCAUUUCAGUUCUACAGCCAGCAAAUCUCCUCUGCCCCGACUUCUCCUCUUGGCACCUGGAGGAAUCCCAUCUAGCCCCCUGGCCAUUUGUAUGGGCAUUGGGACUUCACUUCCCUGACUUCUCCUCUUCGAAUUCCUCACUCCAUCUGCACUGAUUCUGCGACACACCAUCUCGGCUCAUCUCCUGAACUCGCCUCAUCAUCGCUUGCCCCCUUGCUGUUUGUGGUGAUAAUUUAACACAAGUUACCUCAUAACAGGUGCUUUCAGUCGAAUUUCUUUCCUUUUUAACUGCCAGUGAGCUGUCAUGUACAUUUAGUAGCGUCAUCUUAACUGGAAGAAUUAGAGCUGUGGUAGCCCAAACCCACCUUGCCAUCUGAGCUGGUUAGUGACAAUCACAGGGAAUAAAUUAUUCAGUGGCAGUAGAGUCCUUUGUCAGACUCUUAUUCUAUGGCAGUCUGUGUGUUUUGAUCAAUUCCUUGUAUUUCUGGGGACCAUUGCCCAACCUUUGUGAAAUCCAAAAUGUGAAAAAGCUGGAGAAAAUGUAAAUACUAUACUUUUUGAAAGCAGAUUGCUUCAACAAUUUUACCACCUUAAAACUUCCCAUUCUGAGUGGUUGCAAUUGUAUUUUUUUCGGCUUCACCUCUUUGAAAGUGUUUUCUUGUGUUAAUGGUGCAGAUCUAAAUGAAGCUUCUCAAGCUUACAGCAUUACCAAACAUAUUUUUUACUAGAUUUUGUAUCAAAGUUUGCACUCUAUCUUUUGUGCAAUUUCAACUUGUAUUUGGAUUUAUAACUUGCAAUAUUUAUUUUAAAAUUUUCUCAGUUUGCAUUUUUGUAUUUUGGAACAUGUGCCUAGUUAUUUCUUUAUUUGGACUAGCAUGGAACUUUAUUUUAGAUUUGAUUGAAUCUGCCUGCUUUUGGGAUAUCCACGAGCAGUGUUAAGUAGGACAAAAGCACGAUGAAAGGAUUUUUUUUCUGCUGGAGUACCACAGUAAAACAAUGUCAUUUGGUGAUCGGCUUAUGAAAUUUGACAAGCAGUAAGUGGAUGGUUUCUUAUCAAACUAUUUCUCUUCUUUAGGGUCCUUCUGCUGAGAUAAGACUAUUAUCUCUCCAUGUCUAAUCAGUCUAAGUUCCUGCUGAGUGAAGGAACAACACAAAACUGAAGUCGAGUGCUGUACUUUGCCAUUCAGUCAUUAUUGCCUAUAUUUGUAUAGUUGAAAAUGUUGAAAUAAGAUCCUUUUCUUACCCUGAUGUAAAAGUGAUGGAAGAAAGCUUAUCUGUAAAGUACAUAAUAAUGAAGGGUUGGAGCUAAUAUGACUACCAGAAAUUAAUGUCAACACUGUACUUACCAAAACAAACACUCAGAAUAAAUCCCAUAUCCGGGGAGAGCUAUGUGACAAUGGCAGCAUGUAUUUGACCAAAAAUCUUUGAAAGAAAAUAGACACAUAUUUGCCAGAUGUUGUAGAUACUGUAUUCAGCUCAUACUGUAAUGGACAUUAGGGUCUUAAAGAUUAUUGCAAUCAGAAAUUUCUGUUGUAGAAGUGCUUGCAAGCAGUGAUGUGAGAGGGAUGGGGACUUCUUGUAAGGUCAGAGAAAGAGAAUAAUCUUUAAAAAAACUAACUGAAAUAUUUUCAAAUAUAAAUGAAGUAAAUAAGUUUUCACAUUUUUUGAAUAUUUGUGAAAUGUUAAAUAUAAAAUAAUUAACAUAACUCACUGGUCUGGCAAAAAAAAGUUAGGCAGUGAUCAAAAACAGACAGCCAUGGUGAGCUUAUUCAUUGAAGAGCAACUGAUGACAAAGCCCAAAUUGAUGCUCAAAACGAAGGCAAUGUUAUUUAAAAGACAUUUGAUCGCCAAAGAUGAUAGAAGACAGAUUCAGCCAUCGUCAACUCUGUGGAGUAAAUGCUGAGAAUACAGCAUCAACGAUCUGAUCAAGAUACCGUCCCUCCCGAAUGUGACGUGUGUCACAGACAGGACGUGGAAUGCUGUUGGUUACAUGUUGAUAAGCAAUUGAUCAGAUGAAUAAAAGAUGUA